AUGUCGUCUACUGAACAAUCACAUUCUCAUUCAAAAAACCGAAAUAAAGAUAAAAACAAAUGUCGUUUGCGUUUACGUCAUCUUCAUAUACAUAGUCAUAGAAGAUCUGUCUUAGAUAUUCCAAAUACACACACAAAUAUAUCGAAUGACUCUGAAAGAAGUCAACCAUCUAGAAAUUUGACUGAACAAGAAAUUCAACAACGUCAUCUUAUUCAACAAUAUAUUUUUUCUAAACUCGAAGCUUAUGCCAAUAAACCUCGUAUUUGGCAAUUAACACAUUCAUCACAUAUAAAACAACGUCUUCUUGAUAAAUCACGAAAUAUAUCAAAUCUCUAUUCUUUACCAACUGAUUUUGUAUAUGAAUCGAUAAAUCAAUUAUUUAUUAGUGUUGAUAAAUAUGUUUCACAAUUACGUCGACUUAUUCAAUCUACAUCGUGUGAAUCAGUUGAUUUAAAUGUUCUAUUUCAAAAAAUAAGAAAACCUAAUAAUCAAUGGCGUUCAUUACAAUUAGAACGUGCAAAACAAAUACUUCCAAAUAUUAACAAUGAAGAAUUAACAGAAAAUGAACUUUUACAAAAAUAUUAUAUUCAUAUUAUUGAAACAUUAACACCAAAACCUGAUACAGCUAGUUCAAAUUGUAUUG
This is a messenger RNA of Rotaria sp. Silwood2, 643 nucleotides long. NCBI's taxonomy places the organism in Eukaryota, Metazoa, Rotifera, Eurotatoria, Philodinida, Philodinidae. The record is from the annotation of a GenBank genome assembly.